AUGGCUCCAGUUGGAGACAAAAGUGCUAGGAAUCUGCUCUCAAGUUCGACAGGGAGACCUCGGGGUCUGGUGAGCGAAGACGUCGAUGGUAGGAAGGUUGUAAAGAGGCGACGAUUCCGACUUGGUUGUGGAUUCUGUCGCUCGAGUCGACUGGGAACGUCUGAAAGUGUUUAUGCAUUCAAGAACCAACCCUCUGCUACCGAAGAAGAUGAAGGGCUUUCGUUCCAAUCCUCGCCAGAUUUCGAGGCCGAAACUGAAUCCCGCAUUGAAGAUGAAAGAAGGCAAUCUUGGAUCGUCCAACAUCUCGACGAUCCAAGCGCUAUCGUCGAACGGAAUCUUACUGAUGAACAGCAACCAGUGCGGCAGAAUACUUCAGAGGACGACACGGCGUUAGUCAGCAGUUCUGCUCAACAGGAAGAGCCCAGGGUCGCCUCUGCUCCUCCAGAGAGUCCUUCGUCUGAUCCCUGUUCAACUUCUUCUUCCGCUUCCCUCCAGCCGUCUCCACAAGCGCUUCGCUCUGCCCGGCCAACAUCUUUUCAGUCGAACACUCCUGAGCCCGAGCGAUCUUCUGAACGGUCCCACGUGCGUAGAAGGAAGUCGCAACAAAAACGUCGCUCCAAAAGAAGCAAACACCAACAGCAAUCUGUAGAAGAACUCCAAUUCUAUUCCCAGGAGGACCGGUUAAGCGACAAAUCUGCAAUCCAAUACCCGGGAUCACCCCACCAUUCACGACGUCAACACUCUUCCUCAAACCCCUCAAUUUUCCCCCCUUCCUUAACACUCAAUUAUGAGCCUCCUUCUAUAGCACAUGACCAUCACCGAACAACUCCUUGUUUCCCUCAACUUGAUGUUCCAUCCACUCAAUCGGAACCUCUUCCAGCAGCCGGAUCUUCCCUUGAUCUCCCUUUCCCAUCAACUCCAAUUUGUUCACACUCCGAAUCUGAUCUCGAAUCCGGGGCGCCUCUUCCUCAAUUUGCUGAAGAUUCUAUCGCGACAGCCACGCCAACAUCUUCACGACGAGGUCUUUUUGGUUUCCUUCUAAAUCCUCCAAGAUCUUCCCGUCCUCCCCCACUUCCUCCAUUUCCUUCCCCACUUCAACCGUCAGAGAAUCCAGUCGCUCUGUCCAACGACUCUGCAUUCCACACACCCUUGAAGCUUCAACAGGUUGAUGACAAAGACUCCUCAGGCGGUCGCUUCUUCACCCCUCGCAAGUGGAAGUCCAAGAAAACUGAUGGAAAGCGCAACGGGACGCCAACCAAUUCUCAAGACGGUUCCUGCAGACAGAAGAAUAUCGAUGGUUUCUCUAGCUUCCCCCCCGAGAUUUUAGCAAAUGGAAGGGAAUUGCGUCCCACUGCAGCGGCUGCACCUGUUUCCACCCGAUCGACUAAAUCCCCCCGUAGUCUUGUGGCUCAAGUGCAGCAGCCAUCAGCGCGAAGCUCCACUGGGAGGCUUCCCUCUCUUCUAACAACAUUGAUUCAUCAGGGAGGUCAGACACCGAGAGUCGCUACCCCGCCCAUACCUCAAAAUAAAGUGUUAAGGGGUCGUCCAACAUUAGUUCUUGAUCUUGAUGAAACUCUAGUGCAUAGUUCCUUCGUUGAGGUCCCAAAUUACAGUUUCAUUAUUCCCGUGGAGAUCGAUGGCAUCACACACCUCAUCUAUGUCGCAAAACGACCGGGUGUCGAUCAGUUCUUGCAGGCGGUUUCAAGAUGCUAUGAAGUUGUAAUUUUUACUGCUAGUUUAGCUAAAUACGCAGAUCCACUCAUGGAUCAACUCGACCCUCAACGUUACUGUGUCGCACGCUUAUUUCGGGAGAAGUGUGUUUUGUGGAAUGGUCAAUAUGUCAAAGAUUUGUCACGCAUGGGACGCGACAUUCGCAAAUUGGUGAUCUUGGAUAAUUCUCCAAAUUCUUAUGCUUUUCAACCUCAAAAUGCACUUCCGAUCGAGUCAUGGUUUGACGACCCAGCAGAUGACGAGCUGUAUCAAUUGAUCCCGAUACUUGAUGCGCUUUCGAAG
Molecule: messenger RNA, 2013 nt
Organism: Condylostylus longicornis
Lineage: Eukaryota; Metazoa; Arthropoda; Insecta; Diptera; Dolichopodidae
Exons: 6
Molecular function (GO): phosphoprotein phosphatase activity
Source: RefSeq, a predicted model, not a curated record